This is a messenger RNA of Saimiri boliviensis boliviensis (Bolivian squirrel monkey), 13925 nucleotides long. NCBI's taxonomy places the organism in Eukaryota, Metazoa, Chordata, Mammalia, Primates, Cebidae. The record is from RefSeq and is a predicted model, not a curated record.
AUGGAGGGGCUGAGGUGGGGCGCUCCGGAGCCUGCCUCCCUCCUAAAAGAAGAGGAAGUGCUGGAAAAUGCCACCCCGAUCUGUUCACGAGAUGCAACCCGAUUCAGGCACCUCCGGAAAUACGUGUACAGCUAUGAGGCUGAGAGCUCCAGUGGUGUCCCUGGAACUGCUGAUUCAAGAAGCGUCACCAGGAUCAACUGCAAGGCUGAGCUGGAGGUUCCCCAGCCCUGCAGCUUCAUCCUGAAGACCAGCCAGUGCACCCUGAAAGAGGUGUAUGGCUUCAACCCUGAGGGCAAAGCCUUGCUGAAGAAAACCAAGAACUCCGAGGAGUUUGCUGCAGCCAUGUCCAGGUAUGAGCUCAAGCUGGCCAUUCCAGAAGGGAAGCAAGUUUUCCUUUACCCGGAGAAAGAUGAACCUACGCACAUCCUCAACAUCAAGAGGGGCAUCAUUUCUGCCCUCCUGGUUCCCUCAGAGACAGAAGAAGCCCAGCAAGUGUUGUUUCAGGAAACCGUGUAUGGAAACUGCUCCACUGACUUUACCGUCAAGACAAGGAAGGGCAACGUGGCAACAGAAAUUUCCACUGAAAGAGACCUGGGACGGUGUGAUUGCUUCAAGCCCAUCAGCACAGGCACCAGCCCGCUUGCUCUCAUCAAAGGCAUUACCCGCCCCUUGUCAACUCUGAUCAGCAGUAGCCAGUCCUGCCAGUAUACCCUGGAUGCCAAGAGGAAGCAUGUGGCAGAAGCCAUCUGCAAGGAGCAACACCUGUUCCUGCCUUUCUCCUACAAGAAUAAGUAUGGGAUGAUGACACAAGUGACACAGACUUUGAAACUGGAAGACAUGCCAAGGAUCAACAGCCGCUUCUUUGGUGAAGGUACUAACAAGAUGGGUCUUGCCUUUGAGAGUACCAAAUCCACAUCACCUCCAAAGCAGGCCGAAGCUGUUCUGAAGACUCUUCAGGAACUGAAAAAACUCACCGUCUCUGAGCAAAAUUCCCAGAGAGCUAAUCUCUUCAAUAUGCUGGUCACUGAGUUGAGAGGCCUCAGUGAUGAGGCAGUCACAUCUCUCUUGCCGCAGCUGAUCGAGGUGUCCAGCCCCAUCACCUUACAAGCCUUGGUUCAGUGUGGACGGCCCCAGUGCUACACUCACAUCCUCCAGUGGCUGAGUCGUGUGCAUGCCAACCCCCUUCUGAUAGAUGUUGUCACCUACCUGGUGGCCCUGAUCCCCGAGCCCUCGGCACAGCAGCUGCGAGAGAUCUUCAACACGGCGAGGGAGCAGCGCAGCAGAGCCACCUUGUAUGCGCUGAGCCACGUGGUCAACAACUAUCAUGAGACAAACCCUACAGGGACCCAGGAACUGCUGGACGUUGCUAAUUACCUGAUGGAACAGAUUCAAGAUGACUGCACUGGGGAUGAAGAUUACACCUAUUUGAUUCUGCGGGUCAUUGGAAAUAUGGGCCAAACCAUGGAGCAGGUAACUCCAGAACUCAAGUCUUCAAUCCUGAAAUGUGUCCAAAGUACAAAGCCAUCACUGAUGAUUCAGAAAGCUGCCAUCCAGGCCCUGCGGAAAAUGGAGCUUAAAAACAAGGACCAGGAGGUCCUUCUUCAGACUUUCCUUGAUGGUGCUUCUCCGGGAGAUAAGCGACUGGCUGCCUAUCUCAUGCUGAUGAGGAAUCCUUCACAGGCAGAUAUUAACAAAAUUGUCCAACUUCUACCACGGGAACAGAAUGAGCAAGUGAAGAACUUUGUGGCUUCCCAUAUUGCCAACAUCUUGAAGUCAGAAGAAUUGUAUAUCCAAGAUCUGCAAAAGUUAGUGACAGAAGCUCUGAAAGAAUCUCAACUUCCCACGGUCCUGGACUUCAGAAAAUUUUCUCGGAACUAUCAGCUCUCCAAAUCUGUUUCUCUUCCGUCACUUGACUCAGCCUCAGCCAAAAUCGAAGGGAAUCUUAUAUUUGAUCCAAAUAAUUACCUUCCUAAAGAAAGCAUGCUGAAAACUACCCUCACUGUCUUUGGAUUUGCUCCAGCUGACCUCUUCGAGAUUGGCUUGGAAGGAAAAGGCUUUGAGCCAACAUUGGAAGCUCUUUUUGGGAAGCAAGGAUUUUUCCCAGACAGUGUCAACAAAGCUUUGUACUGGGUUAAGGGUCAAGUUCCUGAUGGUGUCUCCAAGGUUUUAGUGGAUCACUUUGGCUAUACCAAAGAUGAUAAACGUGAGCAGGACAUGGUAAAAGGAAUGAUGCUCAGUGUUGAGAAGCUGAUUAAAGAUCUGAAAUCCAAAGAAGUCCCGGAAGCCAGAGCCUACCUCCGCAUCUUGGGAGAAGAACUUGGCUUUGCCAGGCUCCAUGACCUGCAACUCCUAGGAAAGCUUUUCCUGAUGGGUGCCCGCACUCUGCAGGGGAUCCCCCAAGUGAUUGGAGAGAUCAUCAGGGAGGGCUCAAAGAAUGAUUUUUUUCUUCACUACAUCUUCGCGGAUUAUGCCUUUGAACUCCCCACUGGAGCUGGAUUACAGUUCCAAAUGUCUUCAUCUGGAGUCAUCACUCCCGGAGCCAAGGCUGGAGUGAAACUGGAAGUAGCCAACAUGGAGGCUGAAUUGGUGACAAAACCCUCCGUGUCUGUGGAGCUUGUGACAAAUAUGGGCAUCAUCAUUCCAGACUUCGCUAGGAGCGGGGUCCAGAUGCACACCAAUGUCUUCCACGAGUCGGGCCUGGAGGCUCGUGUUGCCCUGAAAGCUGGGCAGCUGAAGUUUAUCAUUCCCUCCCCAAAGAGACCAGUCAAGCUGUUCAGUGGCGGCAACACAUUAUAUUUGGUCUCUACCACCAAAACGGAAGUGAUCCCACCUCUCAUUGAGAACAGGCAGUCCUGGUCAACUUGCAAGCCAUUCUUUACUGGCCUGAAUUACUGCACCUCAGGCGCUUACUCCAACGCCAGCUCCACAGACUCCGCCUCCUACUAUCCGCUGACAGGGAACACCAGAUUAGAGCUGGAACUGAGGCCUACGGGAGAGAUUGAACAGUAUUCUGUCAGUGCAACCUAUGAGCUCCAGAGAGAGGACAGAGCCUUGGUGGACACCCUGAAGUUUGUAACUCAAGCAGAAGGUGUGGAGCAGACCAAGGCUACUAUGACAUUCAAAUAUAAUCGGCAGAGUAUGACCUUGUCCAGUGAGGUCCAAAUUCCAGAUUUGGACGUUGACCUUGGGACAAUUGUCAGAGUUCAUGAUGAAUCUACUAAGGGCAAAAAGUCUUACAGACUCACCCUGGACAUUCAGAACCAGAAAAUUACUGAGGCCGCCCUCAUGGGCCACCUAAGUUGUGACACAAAGGAAGAAGGAAAAAUCAAAGGUGUUAUUUCCAUACCCCGUUUGCAAGCAGAAGCCAGAAGUGAGAUCCUCACUCACUGGUCGCCUGCCAAACUGCUCCUCCAAAUGGACUCAUCUGCUACAGCUUAUGGCUCCACAGUUUCCAAGAGGCUAGCGUGGCAUUAUGAUGAAGAGAAGAUUGAAUUUGAAUGGAACACAGGCACCAAUGUAGAUACCAAAAAAAUGGCUUCCAAUUUCCCUAAUAUCCCUGAUUUACUUGGGAGCUUGACUUUCAUUGUCAUUGGUCUCCUGAAUACCAGAAUUCCUCCAACAGACAUGACUUUAUGGUACAUGGGUUCCAAAUUAAUAGAUACAACGGAGUCAUGGCUUCAGCAGGCAUCUGAGAGUCUUCCUUAUGCCCAGACUUUGCAAGAUCACCUCAAUGGCCUGAUGGAGUUGAACCUCCAGAACAUGGAAUGGCCAGACUUCGACAUUCCAGAAAACCUCUUCUUAAAAAGCGAUGGCCGGGUCAAAUAUACCUCGAACAAGAACAGUUUGAAAAUUGAGAUUCCUUUGCCUUUUGGUGGCAAAUCCUCCAGAGAUCUAAAGAUGUUAGAGACCAUUAGGACACCAGCCCUCCAAUUCAAGUCUGUGGGAUUCCAUCUGCCAUCUCAAGAAUUCCAAGUCCCUACUUUUACCAUUCCUGAGUUGUAUCAACUGCAAGUGCCUCUCCUGGGUAUUCUAGACCUCUCCACGAAUGUCUACAGCAACCUGUACAAUUGGUCUGCCUCCUACACUGGUGGCAACACCAGCACAGACCAUUUCAGCCUUCGGGCUUCGUACCACAUGAAGGCUGACUCUGUGCUUGACGUGCUUUCCUACAAUGUGCAAGGAUCUGGAGAAACAACGUAUGACCACAAGAAUACGCUCACACUAUCAUGUGAUGGGUCUCUACGCCACAAAUUUCUAAAUUCAAAUGUCAAAUUCAGUCAUGUAGAAAAAGUUGGAAACAACCCAGUCUCAAAAGGUUUACUAACAUUUGACGCAUCUAGUACCUGGGGACCACAGAUGUCUGCUUCAGUUCAUUUGGACUCAAAAAAGAAACAACAUUUGUUAGUCAAAGAAGUCAAGAUUGAUGGGCAGUUCAGAGUCUCUUCGUUCUAUGCUGAAGGCAUAUAUGGCCUGUCUUGUCAGAGGGAUCCUAACACUGGCCAGCUCAAUGGAGAGUCCAACCUGAGGUUUAACUCCACCUACCUCCAAGGCACCAACCAGAUAACAGGAAGAUAUGAAGAUGGAACCCUCUCCCUCACCUCCACCUCUGAUCUGCAAAGUGGCAUCAUUAAAAAUACUGCUUCCCUGAAGUACGAGAACUAUGAGCUGACUUUAAAAUCUGACACCAAUGGGAAGUAUAAGAACUUUGCCACUUCUAACAAGAUGGAUAUGACCUUCUCUAAGCAAAAUGCACUGCUGCGUUCUGAAUAUCAGGCCAAUUAUGAGUCAUUGAGGUUCUUCAGUCUGCUUUCUGGAUCACUAAAUUCCCAUGGUCUUGAGUUAAAUGCUGAUAUCUUGGGCACUGACAAAAUUAAUAGUGGUGCUCACAAGGCAACACUAAGGAUUGGCCAAGAUGGAGUAUCUACCAGUGCAAUGACCAGCUUGAAGUACAGUCCUCUGGUGCUGGAGAAUGAACUGAAUGCAGAGCUUGGCCUCUCUGGGGCAUCUAUGAAAUUAACAACAAAUGGCCGCUUCAGGGAACACAAUGCAAAAUUCAGUCUAGAUGGGAAAGCCGCUCUCACAGAGCUAUCACUGGGAAGUGCUUAUCAGGCCAUGAUUCUGGGUGUUGACAGCAAAAAUCUUUUCAACUUCAAGAUCAGUCAAGAAGGACUUAAGCUCUCAAAUGACAUGAUGGGCUCAUAUAAGGAAAUGAAAUUUGACCACACAAACAGUCUGAACAUUGCAGGCUUAUCACUGGACUUCUCUUCAAAACUUGACAACAUUUACAGCUCUGACAAGUUUUAUAAGCAAACUUUUAAUUUACAGCUACAGCCCUAUUCUCUGGUAACUACUAUAAAUAAUGACCUGAAAUACAAUGCUCUGGAUCUGACCAACAAUGGGAAACUACGGCUAGAACCCCUGAAGCUGAAUGUGGCUGGUAACCUAAAAGGAGCCUACGGAAACAAUGAAAUAAAACACAUCUAUACCAUCGCUUAUGCUGCCUUAUCAGCAAGCUAUAAAGCAGACACUGUUGCUAAGGUUCAGGGUGUGGAGUUUAGCCAUCGGCUCAACACAGACAUUGCUGGGCUGGCUUCAGCUGUUGACAUCAGCACAAACUAUAAUUCAGACUCACUGCAUUUCAGCAAUGUCUUCCAUUCUGUAAUGGCCCCGUUUACCAUGACCAUUGAUGCACAUACAAAUGGCAAUGGGAAACUUGCCCUCUGGGGAGAACAUACUGGGCAGCUGUAUAGCAAAUUCCUGUUGAAAGCAGAACCUCUGGCAUUUACUUUCUCUCACGAUUACAAAGGCUCCACGAGUCAUCAUCUCAUGUCUAGGAAAAGCAUAAGUACAACUCUUGAACACAAAGCCAGUGCCCUGCUUACUCCAGCUGAGCAGAUGGGCACCUGGAAACUCAAGACCCAAUUUAACAACAAUGAAUACAGCCAGGACUUGGAGGCUUACAACACUAAAGACAAAAUUGGUGUGGAACUUAGUGGACGAGCCCUGGCUGAUCUAACUCUACUAGACUCCCCAAUUAAAGUGCCAUUUUUACUCAGUGAGCCGGUCAAUGUCAUUGAUGCUUUAGAGAUGAAAGAUGCCAUUGAGACGCCCCAAGAAUUUACGAUUGUUGCUUUUGUAAAGUAUGAUAAAAACCAAGAUGUUCAUGCCAUCAGUCUCCCAUUUUCUGAACCCCUGCAAGAAUAUUUUGAGAGGAGUGUACAAACCGUUAUAAUUAUACUGGAUAACAUGCAGAAAGGCCUGAAGAACAUCAAUAUUAAUCAAUUUGUAAGAAAAUACAGAGCAGCCCUGGGCAAACUCCCACAGCAAGUCGACGAUUAUCUGAAUUCAUUCAAUUGGGAGAGACAAGUUUCACAUGCCAAGGAGAAACUGACUGCUCUUACAAAAAAGUACAGAAUUACAGAAAAUGAUAUACAAAUUGCAUUAGAUGAUGCCAAAAUCAACUUUAAUGAAAAACUAUCUCAACUGCAGACAUAUGUGAUACAAUUUGAUCAUUAUAUUAAAGAUAAUUAUGAUUUACAUGAUUUGAAAAUAGCUAUUGCUGAUAUUAUUGAUCGAAUCAUUGAAAAAUUAAGAAGUCUUGAUGAGGAUUAUCAUAUUCGUGUAAAUUUAGUAAAAACAAUCCACGAUCUACAUUUGUUUAUUGAAAAUAUUGAUUUUAACAAAAUUGGAAGUAGCACUGCAUCCUGGAUUCAAAAUGUGGAUACUAAGUACCAAAUCAGAAUUCAGAUACAAGAAAAACUGCAGCAGACUAAGAGACACAUACAGAAUAUAGACAUGCAGCACCUAGCUGGAAAGUUAAAACAAUAUGUUGAGGCUACUGAUGUUAGAGUGCUUUUAGAUCAAUUGGGAACUACAAUUUCAUUUGAAAGAAUAAAUGACAUUCUUGAGUAUGUCAAAUACUUUGUUAUAAAUCUUCUUGGGGAUUUUGAAGUAGCUGAGAAAAUCAAUGCCUUCAGAACCAAAGUCCAUGAGUUAAUUGAGAGGUAUGAAAUAGACCAACAAAUCCAGGUUUUAAUGGAUAAAUCAGUAGAGCUGGCCCACCAAUUCAAGUUAAAGGAGACUACUCAGAAGCUAAGUAAUGUCCUACAACAAGUUAAGAUAAAAGAUUACUUUGAGAAAUUGAUUGGACUUAUUGAUGAUGCUGUCAAGCAGCUUGAUGAAUUAUCUUUUAAAACAUUCAUUGACAAUGUAAACAAAUUCCUUGACAUGUUGAUAAAGAAAUUAAGGUCAUUUGAUUACCACCAGUUUGUAAAUGAAACCAAUAACAAAAUCCAUGAGGUGACUCAGAGACUCAAUGGUGAAAUUCAGGCUCUGGAACUACCACAAAAAGCUAAAGCAUUGAAACUGUUUUUAGAGGACACCAAGGCCACAGUUGCAGUGUAUCUGGAAAGCCUACAGGACACCAAAAUAACUUUAAUCAUCGAUUGGUUACAGGAUGCUUUAAGUUCAGCAUCUUUUGCUCACAUGAGGGCGAAAUUCCGAGAGACCCUAGAAGAUACACGAGACCGAAUGUAUCAAAUGGACAUUCAGCAGGAACUUCAACGAUACCUGUCUCUGGUAGGCCAGGUUUAUAGCACACUUGUCACCUACAUUUCUGACUGGUGGACCCUUGCUGCUAAAAACCUUACUGACUUUGCAGAGCAGUAUUCUAUCCAAGAUUGGGCUAAGCGUGUGAAAGCAUUGGUAGAGCGAGGGUUCACUGUUCCUGAAAUCAAGACCAUCCUGGGGACUAUGCCUGCCUUUGAAGUCAGUCUGCAGGCUCUUCAGAAAGCUACCUUCCAGACACCUGAUUUCAUACUCCCCCUAACAGACUUGAGGAUUCCAUCAGUUCAGAUAAACUUCAAAGAGUUGAAAGAUAUAAAAAUCCCAUCCAGGUUUUCCACACCAGAAUUUACUCUCCUUAACACCUUCCACAUUCCUUCCUUUACAAUUGACUUUGUAGAAAUAAAAGUCAAGAUCAUCAGAACCAUUGAUCAGAUGCUGAACAGUGAGCUGCAGUGGCCUGUUCCCGAAUUAUAUCUCAGGGAUCUGAAGGUGGAGGACAUUCCUCUAGCAAGAAUCACCCUGCCAGACGUCCAUUUACCAGAAAUCACAAUUCCAGAAUUCAUAAUCCCAAAUCUCAACCUUAGUGAUUUUCAAGUUCCUGACCUUCACAUACCAGAAUUCCAGCUUCCCCACAUCUCACACACAAUUGAAGUACCUACUUUUGGCAAGCUGUAUGGUAUUUUGAAAAUCCAAUCUCCUCUUUUCACUUUAGACGCAAAUGCGGACAUUCAAAAUGAAACCACUUCAGUAAACAAAGCAGGUAUUGCAGCUUCCAUCACUGCCAAAGGAGAGUCCAGAUUAGAAGUUCUCAGUUUUGAUUUUCAAGCAAAAGCACAACUCUCAGCCCCUAAGAUUAAUCCAUUGGCUCUGAAGGAGUCCGUGAAGUUCUCCAGCAAGUACCUGAGAACAGAGCAUGAUAGUGAAAUGCUGUUUUUUGGAAAUGCUAUUGAGGGAAAAUCAAACACAGUGGCAAGUUUACACACAGAAAAAAAUACACUGGAGCUUAGUAAUGGAGUCAUUGUCAAGACAAACAAUCAGCUUACCCUGGAUAGCAACACUAAGUACUUCCACAAUUUGAACAUCCCCAAACUGGACUUCUCCAGUCAGGCUGACCUGCGCAGCGAGGUCAAGACACUGUUGGAAGCUGGUCACAUAGCAUGGACUUCUUCUGGAAAAGGGUCAUGGAAAUGGGCCUGCCCUCAAUUCUUGGAUGAGGGAACACAUGAAUCACAAAUUAGCUUCACCAUGGAAGGACCCCUCACUUCCUUUGAAUUAUCCAAUAAGAUCAAUAGCAAACACCUAAUAGUAAACCAGAACUUGGUUUAUGAAUCUGGCUUCCUCAACUUUUCUAAACUUGAAAUUCAAUCACAAGUUGAAUCCCAGCAUGUGGGUCGCAGCAUUCUAACUGCUAAAGGCACAACACUGUUUGGAGAAGGAAAGGCAGAGUUAACUGGGAGGCAUGAUGCUCAUUUAAAUGGAAAGGUUAUCGGAACUUUGAAAAAUUCUCUUUUCUUUUCAGCCCAGCCAUUUGAGUUUACUAUAACCACAAACAACGAAGGAAAUUUGAAAGUUAGUUUUCCACUAAGGGCGACAGGGAAGAUAGACUUUCUGAAUAACUAUGCACUGUUUCUGAGUCCCGGUGCCCAGCAAGCAGGUUGGCAAGUAAGUGCUAGGUUCAAUCAGUAUAAGUACAACCAAAAUUUCUCUGCUGAAAACAACGAGAACAUCAUGGAGGCCCAUGUAGGAAUAAAUGGAGAAGCCAAUCUGGGUUUCUUAAACAUUUCUUUAACAAUUCCUGAAAUGCUUCUACCUUACACAACAAUCACAACUACCCCACUGAAAAAUUUCUCUUUAUGGGAAGAAACAGGCUUGAAGGAAUUAUUGAAAACAACAAAGCAAUCAUUUGAUUUAAGUGUAAAAGCUCAGUAUAAGAAAAACAAACACAAGCAUUCCAUCACAAAUCCUUUGGCCGUGCUUUAUGAGUUUAUCAGUCAGAACAUCAAAUCCUUUGACAGGCAUUUUGAAAAAGCCAGAAACAAUGCAUUAGAUUUUGUCACCAAAUCCUAUAAGGAAGCAAAAAUUAAGUUUGAUAAGUACAAAGCUGAAAAAUCUCACAAUGAGCUCCCCAGGACCUUUCAAAUUCCUGGAUACACUGUUCCAGUUGUCAAUGUUGAAGUGUCUCCAAUCACCACAGAGAUGUCGGCAUUCGGCUAUGUGAUCCCAAAAGCAGUCAGCAUGCCCAGUUUCACCAUCUCAGGUUCUGACAUCCAUGUGCCUUCAUAUACAUUAACCCUGCCAUCCUUAGAGCUGCCAGUCCUUCAAGUUCCUAGACAUCUCAAGCUUUCUCUUCCAGAUUUCAAGGAAUUGUGUACCAUAAGCCAUUUUUUUAUUCCUGCUAUGGGCAACAUUACCUAUGAUUUCUCCUUUAAAUCAAGUGUCAUCACACUGAAUACCAAUGCUGAACUUUUUAAUCAAUCAGAUAUUGUUGCUCAUCUCCUUUCUUCAUCUUCAUCUGUCAUUGAUGCACUACAGUACAAACUAGAGGGCACCACAAGAUUGACAAGAAGAAGGGGGUUGAAGUUAGCCACAGCUCUGUCUCUGAGCAACAAAUUUGUGGAGGGUAGUCAUAACAGUACUGUGAGCUUAACCAAGAAAAAUAUGGAAGCAUCAGUGGUAACAGCCGCAAAAGUCCAAAUUCCAAUUUUGAGAAUGAAUUUCAAGCAAGAACUUAAUGGACAUACCAAGUCAAAACCUACUAUCUCUUCCUUCAUGGAAUUUAAGUAUGAUUUCAAUUCUCCAAUACUGUACUAUACUGCUAAAGGGGCAGUUGACCAUAAACUCAGCUUGGAAAGCCACACCUCUUACUUUUCCAUUGAGUCAUCUACCAAAGGAGAUGUCAAGGGUUUGGUUCUUUUUCGGGAAUAUUCGGCAACUAUUGCCAGUGAGGCCAGCACUUACUUGAAUUCCAAGAGCACACGGUCUUCAGUGAAGCUGCAGGGCACUUCUAAAAUUGAUGAUAUCUGGAACCUUGAAGUAAAAGAAAAUUUUGCUGGAGAAGCCACUCUCCAACGUAUAUAUUCCCUCUGGGAGCACAGUACAAAAAACCGCUUACAGCUAGAGGGCCUCUUUUUCACAAAUGGAGAACAUACAAGCAAAGCCACCCUGGAACUCUCUCCAUGGGAAAUGUCAGCUCUUGUUCAGGUCCAUGCAAGUCAGCCCAGUUCCUUCCUUGAUAUCCCCUACCUUGGCCAGGAAGUGGCCCUGAAUGCUAACACUAAGAACCAGAAGAUCAGAUGGAAAAGUGAAGCCCGGGUUCAUUCUGGGUCUCUCCACAGCCGUGUCGAGCUUUCCAAUGACCAAGAAGAAGCACACCUUGAAUUUGCAGGAUCCUUAGAAGGACACCUAAGGUUCCUCAAAAAUAUCAUCCUACCAGUUUAUGACAAGAGUUUAUGGGACUUCCUAAAGCUGGAUGUAACAACCAGCUUGGGUAGGAGACAGCAUCUUCGUGUUUCAACUGCCUUGGUGUACACCAAAAACCCCAAUGGCUAUUCAUUCUCCAUCCCCGUAAAAGUUUUGGCUGAUGAAUUCAUUAUUCCUGGACUGAAACUAAAUGAUCUAAAUUCAGUUCUUGUCAUGCCUGCAUUCUAUGUCCCGUUUACAGAUCUUCAGGUUCCAUCCUACAAACUUGACUUCAGAGAAAUUAAAAUGUAUAAGAAGCUGAGAACCUCAUCAUUUGCCCUCAGCCUACCAACACUCCCCAAGGUAAAAUUCCCUGAAGUUGAUGUGUUAACAAAAUAUUCUCAACCAGAAGACUCCUUGGUUCCCUUUUUUGAGAUAACUGUGCCUCAAUCUCAGUUAAUUGUGUCCCAGUUCACGCUUCCAAAAAGUGUUUCAGUUGGCGGUGCUGUUUUGGAUCUAAAUGAGGUAGCCAAGAAGAUUGCUGACUUUGAGUUGCCCACCAUCAUCAUGCCUGAGCAGACUAUUGAGAUUCCUUCCGUUAAGUUCUCUGUCCCUGCUGGAAUUUUCAUUCCUUCCUUUGGAGCACUGACUGCACGAUUUGGGGUAGCCUCUCCCCUGUAUAAUGCCACUUGGAGUGCCAGUUUGAAAAACAAAACAGAUCAUCUUGAAACAGUCCUGGAUUCCACAUGCAGCUCAACCAUACAGUUCCUGGAAUAUGACCUAAAUGUUGUGGAAACACUCAAGAUCAAAGAUGGUAGGUUAACCUGUAAGACUAAAGGAACAUUUUCACACCGUGACUUCAGCGCAGAAUAUGAAGAAGAUGGCAAAUAUGAAGGACUUAUAGAGUGGGAAGGAAAAGUGCACCUUAAUAUCAAAAGCCCAGCGUUCACUGAUCUCAAUCUCCACUACCAGGAAGACGAAAAAGGCCUCUCCAUCUCAGCAGCCUCCCCAGCCAUAGGCACCAUGGGCAUGGAUGUGGACGAAGAUGAUGAUUUUUUUAAAUGGAACUUCCACUACAGCCCUCAGUCCUCUCCAGAUAAAAAAUUCACCAUAUUCAAAACCGAGCUGAGGUACCAGGAAUCUGAUGAGGAACUUCAGAUCAAAGUUAAUUGGGAAGAAGAGGCAGCUUCUGGCUUGCUAACCUCUCUGAAAGACAGUGUGCCCAAGGCCACACAGGCCCUUUAUAACUAUGUCAACAAGUACCACAGGGAGCACACGGGGCUCACCCUGAGAGAAGCAUCUUCAAAGCUGAGAAGAAAUCUGCAGAACAAGGCUGAAUGGGUUUAUCAAGGGGCCACUAGGCAAAUUGAUGACAUGGACAUGUGGUUCCAGAAAGCAGCCAGUGGUACCACUGGGAACUACCAAAAGUGGAUUGACAAGGCCCAGAAUCUGUACCAGGAACUGUUGACUCAGGAAGCCCAAGCCAGUUUACAGGAAUUCAAGGAUAAGGUGUUUGACAGCUUGAUACGAGUUACUCAAGAAUUCCGUAUGAAAGUCAAGCAUCUGAUUGACUCACUCAUUGAUUUUCUAACAUUCCCCAGGUUCCAGGUCCCAGGGAAACCUGGGACAUACACUAGAGAUGAACUCUGCACUAUGGUCAUAAGGGAGGUAGGGAUGGUACUGUCCCAGGUGUAUUCAAAAGUCCAUAAUGGUUCAGAAAUACUGUUUUCCUAUUUCCAAGACCUAGUGAUUAAACUUCCUUUUGUGUUAAGGAGCCAGAAAGUAAUAGAUAUAAUCUUGAUAUGCAGGGAACAGUUAAAAGAUUUAUCAAAAGAAGCCCAAAACGUAUUCGAAAACAUGCAGUCUCUAAAGACCACAGAGGUGCUACAUGAUCUUCAGCAGCUUUUACAAUUCAUUUUCCAACUAAUAGAAGCAGACAUUAAAAAGCUGAAAGAGAUAAAACUUACUGAACUUACUAAACAUAUCCGAGACGACAUCAACAUCAUCUUCAAUGAUUAUAUCCCAUUCUUUUUUAAAUUAUUGAAAGAAAUCCUAUGCCUUAAUCUAUAUACGUUCAAUGAAUUUAUUCAAAACAACCUUCAGGAAGCUUCUCAAGAGUUACAGCAGAUCCAUCAAUACGUUAUGGCCCUUCGUGAAGAAUAUUUUGAUCCAAGUGUAGUCGGCUGGACAGUGAAAUAUUAUGAACUUGAAGAAAAGAUAGUCAGUCUGAUCAAGAACCUAUUAGUUGCUCUUAAGGACUUCCAUUCUGAAUAUACUGUCAGUGCCUCUGACUUUGCUUCCCAACUCUCGACUCAAGUUGAGCAAUUUCUGCACAGAAAUAUUCAGGAAUAUCUCAGCAUCCUUACUGAUGCAGAUGGAAAAGGGAAAGAGAAGAUUGAAGAGCUUUCUACCACUGCUCAGGAAAUAAUUAAAAGCUGGGCCAUUGCAAUGAAGGCAAUCAUUUCUGAUUACCACCAGCAGUUUAGGUACAAACUCCAAGAUUUUUCAGACCAACUCUCUGAUUACAAUGAAAAAUUUAUUGCUGAGUCCAAAAGACUGAUUGACCUAUCCAUUCAAAACUACCACACAUUUCUGAGAUAUAUCACAGAGUUAUUGAAAAAGUUGCAGUCAACCACAGUCAUGAACCCGUUUAUGAAGCUUGCUCCAGGAGAACUUACUAUCAUCCUCUAAUUUUUUUAAAAGCAAAAGCAAUAUUCAUUUAUUCUUCUGUUCCAGUUGAACUUUUACAAAGCAGGGAAAAAAUUCAAACUGCACAUAUUGAUAAAACCAUUCAGUGAGCUAGCCCUGCAGUAGGUAGUAGACUACAAGCAGAAGCACAGAUGAACUCGACCUGCACCAAAGCUGGCAUUUUUGCAAGUUGAAGAAAAUCAAGAUCUGAGUUAUUUUGCUAAACUUGGGGGAGGAGGAACAAAUAAAUGGAGUCUUUAUUGUGUAACAUA